Messenger RNA from Capra hircus (goat), 1319 nucleotides. RefSeq names its product mitochondrial ribosomal protein L36 (gene MRPL36). Gene Ontology annotation, molecular function: structural constituent of ribosome. Lineage: Eukaryota; Metazoa; Chordata; Mammalia; Artiodactyla; Bovidae. Bases 566 to 868 code for a protein of 100 amino acids. The transcript is spliced from 2 exons. Gene Ontology annotation, biological process: translation; ribosome biogenesis. The record is from RefSeq and is a predicted model, not a curated record. Gene Ontology annotation, cellular component: ribosome; mitochondrial large ribosomal subunit.
AGAACCCCAUGAACAGUAUGAAAAGUCCCCACCAGCCAGGGACCCCCAAAACCUUUAGAUGCCCUGUGGCCCACAAGGAGGACGGAGUCCCCAGGAAAAGCAUGCAGGUGUGCGGUUUGAUCCCCAGUGGGGAAUAUUCUCUGGAGGGAGGCUGGCAACCCACGCCAGUAUUCCUGCCUGGAGCAUCCCACGGACAGAGGACCCUGGAGGGCAGCAGUCCACGGGGCCGCACAGAGUCAGCCAGGACUGAAGGGACUUGGGCACACACGCGGGGAAUGGGAAGGCCGGGUUGUAACGGGGAGGAGAAAGGCAGCCCACCGGGAAAUAACCCAACGACCUUCGGCCCGGCACUGACUUGGCUCCGCCUCUAUGUCUGGCUCCGCCUCUAUGUCCGGCCCCGCUGGGGCCGUCACGUGACCCCCGCCGCCAUCUUCCUUCCUGGCGGACACUCCGAGCGGCGGCGUCCCCGUCCCACUGCGCAGGCGCGGCCCAGGGCGCAGGCGCACGGGCUAGGGACAAGCGCCAUAGUCGAGCCGGGCGCGCUCUUUCCAGGUCCAGCCACGACAUGGCCACCGCCCUCCUAAGGAGAGUGGCCUCCGCCGUGGGCCCGCUGCUGCAGCUGGGGCGCCGCCCGCUUUCCGCGCUCGCCCCGGGCCCCCCGCGCGCCGGCCCUGCCGCCCGCGCGCCCCCCAGCCUGGUCGCCGCGCUCCUCACCGCGCGCCCGGCGCUCGGCCUGCAGCCCGCCCUGGGCUUCAAGACCAAGGGCGUCCUCAAGAAGCGCUGCAGGGGCUGCUACCUGGUGAAGAGGCGCGGGCGCUGGUUCAUCCACUGCAAGACCGACCCGAAGCACAAGCAGAGGCAGCUGUAGAAGCCCUGCCCGGGGAAAGGCGCUGCCGCACGGCGAGGGCGAUGGCGCGCGGACGCCGGCAGCCUUCCGGCGCCAGACCCCCUGCGGCCCACGUCCUCUCGGCCCGGGAUCCGACCAAGCCAGAGCCCCACCUGGGACCGGCGCCCUCUUACCUCCAGUGUGAACUCAGCUGUGCUGAUGCUCCGGCGGGCAGAUGGGCGUCGGGUGGAGGGAAAGCUGGCUUCCUCCAGCCAGAGGGCGUGUUCUUCCGAGGCUGCCCUGUUUCUGCUCAGCCACCCCCGCUGCGGCCUGUGGAUUGAGAGUCAUGCUCUCAGCAUGCCAGCCUCCAGGGUGAGCGGGGAGGGCUGCAUAACCAUCUGUAGGUCACGGAAGAGUGAACUCGUUUGUACCUAUAUAAAUGUAUUUUGGACGUUGAUUAAAUGUGUUUACCGUCCUUGGUCUGAGACUAGAA